GCUAUAGUUAACCUUCAGAACAAGGUGUUCAAGAAGCAAGGAUUUGAUAAAUCUAUACGAUUUCAAGGGACCCUCGAAACAGAUGGAGUUGGUAUAUCAGUCAUAAAACAAAAUAUGGAUACCAACAGAAAGACAUCCAAAGCAAAGAAUACAACAAAGGUUACUGUUGAUCAAACAGAGUAUAUAAAGAAGGUUAGCCAAUCAGACUUGAGAAGAACUGGAGGAAGCUGCGUUCUUAUAGAUCCUGGAAGACGUGAUCUUAUGUAUUGUCUUAAGGAAAAUAGUAAAACAGAAGAUAAGCAAACUUUGAUAUAUACAAAGAUGAAUGGAACAAAAAUGCAAAGAAAUCUCAGACUUUUGAGAAAAAAAACAAAACUUGUAAUUAUCAAGGCUGCUGAGGUGGUUUUGUCAAAAAUCGAAUCCUUUUCAGUAAGGAUAAAAAGCUAUUCCGACUAUAUCAAAGAAAGAGCAUCUAUCGAUAUUCUAUUAAGAGAGUAUUAUGGGAACGAAACUUACAAUACAACACAAUUAUAUUUUCCUGAUUCGUGCUUUAUAUUCAAAGUGACCAACAAAGGUGAAUUGUAUUUUGGGAAUUUGUAUGUGACAAGAAUUCGAGGCUACUACCCCCAAGCCCAAGCUUCUCCUGAUGAUUUUACUAAUUUUCAAAUGUAUGCUACUUAUUUGGAUAUUAUGAUGCAACAAAAUCAUAUGAAAAAACGUUUGAAUAACACAGAAAAAGCAGAAAUACUUAAAAUUAUGUUAGAAACAGGCCAAGUGGAUUUAUUGAGGAAUCGUGCAAGCCAACUUUUAGAAAAGCUACAGAUUUUGCCAUGCCGUAAAAUAAGUUUUCUAGCAGAUUAUACUUUGAUAAAAAUGAUGCUCAAUUAG
This is a messenger RNA of Mucor mucedo, 888 nucleotides long. RefSeq lists its product as uncharacterized. Lineage: Eukaryota; Fungi; Mucoromycota; Mucoromycetes; Mucorales; Mucoraceae. The annotation marks the transcript as partial. The transcript has a single exon. The record is from RefSeq and is a predicted model, not a curated record.